Molecule: messenger RNA, 1024 nt
Organism: Dendronephthya gigantea
Lineage: Eukaryota; Metazoa; Cnidaria; Anthozoa; Malacalcyonacea; Nephtheidae
Product: protein/nucleic acid deglycase DJ-1-like
Exons: 6
Coding region: 84-650 (188 amino acids)
Biological process (GO): protein deglycation, glyoxal removal; guanine deglycation, glyoxal removal
Cellular component (GO): cytosol; nucleus
Molecular function (GO): protein deglycase activity
Source: RefSeq, a predicted model, not a curated record
UAUGAUGCUGAUCAGUUUUCAAUUUUCAUAUUAACGACGUUUGCUCACUUUAAAAGCUGGUUUACAAAUUGUACUGUACAAAUAUGGCCACCACUAAAGGUAGAGCAUUGAUUAUUUUAGCCGAAGGUGCGGAAGAAAUGGAGGCAGUGAUAACUGCAGACGUCUUACGUCGGGGUAAGGUUGAAACAGUGAUUGCUGGACUUUCUGGUGCCGACCCUGUGCAGUGUAGUAGACAAGUGGUUGUUAAACCAGACAUGAGCUUGGAGGAGGCUUGUAAGAAGGAACCAUUUGAUGCAGUGAUCUUGCCAGGAGGGGGAGGUGGCUCAAAGAAAUUAUCUCAGUCUGCAGAAGUGAAAAAGGUGUUAAAAGAACAGGAACAAAGAGAUGGUAUAAUUGCUGCUAUUUGUGCAGGUCCUACAGCACUCGUUGCCCAUGGCAUAGGCGUGGGCAAGACUGUGACGUCGUACCCCUCUGUGAAAGAAAAAUUCAAAGACUACAAAUACUCAGAAGAGAGGGUGGUGAAAGAUGGCAAGUUGAUCACAAGCCGUGGGCCUGGUACGGCGUUCCAGUUUGGUAUAGAGAUCGUACGUGCUGUGAGAGGCAAUGACGGCGUGGCUGAUGGACUGGCUGGCCCAAUGUUACUGGAGUGAAGUUAAGUAAAUCCUGUGGCUUUUACCACCUGGUAUUAAUUUGUGUGAGAACAUGUAGAAUUUUGAGAACUGGUGUUGAUAUCACAAGUAGAUGAGAAAUGUAUGUGUAAUAUGAAGUAUGAAUAAGUAUGAUUAGAAAGAUUGCUGGCUCGUGAGACGAGACUGUACAAAAAAGUGAAAUUUUCUUCAAAGCAUUUAUUGGUUGAUAUACUACAUACUUUUAAACCUAUAUUCAAUAUCUCUGCUAAAAUGAUAAAUUAAGCCAUGAUAAUAUGCUAAGCAAGAAGCUAACUCUGUUCUGAAUCAUCAGCGUUAGUCUUUCCAAUUUGUUCCAGCUUCAUAAAGUUCCUAGCGGUAGUUACAAUAAAAGAAAC